AUGGCAGACUCACUACCGUCCAGUAUUGCAACAAAUAUUUUGGAGACGAUAACGAACCUUGAUUCCCCAAAAACAUGGUUUUUGAGGAAUCUUCCAAAAGAAAUAAUGAAGCUCGGAGAAACGGUGUCCAACAUCAAAGACGCACUCUUGGAUGCCGAGACACAGCUAGCACAGAAUAGACUGGCAGACUCUUCAAAGUUGUUGAAUACUGCUGCGGAUAUGUUGCAUAAAUUGGCAAGUGACAGACCCCAGGUAUGCAAAUUCAUUUUGAGCUUCAUAUAUUAUCUUAAGAUCAAGGGGAUUAGAAGACGGUUAGAUGCAAUGGCAGCUACUAUUAUGCGUGACGGUGAUCAGGAUGCACCUGACAUUAGGUGGGUUUAUCCGAUGGACUGGGUAGUAAGCAACAGUGAUACCUUCGUGGAUCCUUCCGAAGUUGUCGGAAGAGACGCUGAUAAGGAAGAGGUUAUAGAGUCUUUGCUGAGACAAGACAGUGACUCAUCUGUGACUGCUAUAGUUGGGAAGGGAGGUAUAGGAAAAACCACCUUAGCCAAACUGGUAUAUAAUGACAAAAGGAUAGAUGAUCACUUUGAUCUCAAAAUGUGGACAUGUGGACCUGCGACCUUUGAUAUAAAUAUCUUGAUGCAACGCACUUAUAAUUUUGCAACCAAUCAAAAUCCUGAUAAAUUAACAUCGGGUCACUUGGAAUCCCUCUUGCCAGAAGCAUUGUCUGGGAAGAAAAUUUUGGUUGUUUUGGACAACGUCUCGUAUAUGGAUCAGUAUAAUAUGACGUACUUCAAGAAAGUACUGGAGGAGCAAGCCGAUGAAAGUAAAAUUUUGGUUAUUACCAACCAAAUUGCAAACUAUAUGGGCACCACUGACACUCAUGUUUUAAAACGUCUUUCCGAUAAGGAUAGUAUGUCGUUGUUUUUGAAAUAUGAAUUUGGAGAUCGAGAAAACAAUGAACGUCAAGACCUCAUUAAAAUUGUGAAAAAAUGUGAUGGGAUUCCUUUAGUAGUGAGAAUUUUACGAACCCUAUAUCAAUACACAGAUCCGGGUAAUUGGUUGCUAAUUAAAGAUAAUGACUUCUGGAGGCAAAUCCAAAAGAAUGAAAACAUCCUACCCAUGUUGAAAUUAAGCUAUAAGAGUUUGCCAUCUCGUUUGCAAAUAUGCUUGAAGCAUUGUUCCUUAUUUCCAAAGGGUUUUUGUUUUAACAGUCAUUAUCUGAUCCGUCAUUGGAUGGCGCAAGAUUUUCUUCAAUUUGAUGAUAAUAACGAUGAGUUGGAAGAUAUCGGGGAGGGAUAUUUGAAGGAAUUAUUUCUUACGGAUUUCUUUCAAGAUGUGGUAAAUCAUGGUUAUUAUUAUACAUUUAAAAUGCACACAUUUAUGCAUUCUUUUGUGCUAAAUGAGGCAGAAAAUUAUUGCCAAAGGGUGGAUCUCAGAGCUAUGAAUUCUAAAAUAAAGGCUCAAUAUUUGUCAUUUUAUGGAAUUGAAGACGGUGAUAUAGAAUUGUCAAAUAUUUCACCAUCCUUGUUGGCAAUCAUCAUGAAAAGUUCUCCGUUUCAGCCUGUUACUGAAUCCUUCGUUAAUAGCUGGACAUCGAAGUUUAAGCAGAUCCGCCUAUUAUGCUUAAGUGGUUUACAAUUUGAAGUGCUACCGGAUUCUGUCGGGUCAUUGGAACAAUUGAGAUAUCUUGACUUAUCUUGGAAUUUAAUUAUGGUGGAACUCUCGGAGGCAAUUUGUAAACUUAAGAGUUUGCAAACCUUAAUACUUCUUGGUUGCUCAAGUCUUAAGAGGUUUCCUAGAAAUAUGCAACAAAUGAUCAACCUCAGAUAUUUGGAAAUAACCACAAAUGCGAGGAGUCUACUGGGAUAUGAACUUGAAUAUUUGCCCUCUCUCCGAUAUCUGCACUUGUAUGACUGUCACCAUCUUGAAAAUUUGUCAGGAAAGAUGCAAAGUCUUACCAACCUCCGAACAUUGAUUUUGCAAGGUUGUGAUAGCUUAUAUUCGUUGCCAGCUGAUAUAACAUAUCUAGAGAGAUUGGAGAAGCUUGUGAUACACAGUUGUUCAAACCUUAAUCUGAAGAUGGACUUGCAAGAAGAAGACCGCCGCCUGAACCUUAAAGUAGUCAUGAUUUAUGAACUACAAAAAACAGUAGAUUUACCCCAAUUGAUUCUUCAAACGUCUGCCAACACUUUAGAGUACAUGCGGAUUGAUUCAUGUUCCAGUCUCACAACGCUGCCACCAUGGCUUACAAAUCUCACAUCACUUCAAAAACUUGAGAUUGUAAGUUGCUCAGAAUUGUCAUCUCUGCCACACGGGAUGGAGAAACUCACUGCCCUUAAAGAAUUGAAGAUACAAAAAUCUCCUACCCUGAGUGACAGCUGCAGAAGGAAUUGGUCAAACAUUGAUCAUGUCCAGAACAUUCAUCUUGACCCUGAAAUUGCUUCAUCAUCGAGAUCAGUGUCCAAUUCCAUGUGCAUUGUUUCUGCUACCUUUUUAAUUCAAACUGUGUAA
Pistacia vera is the source of this 2514-nucleotide messenger RNA. Its product is annotated as putative disease resistance protein RGA3. NCBI's taxonomy places the organism in Eukaryota, Viridiplantae, Streptophyta, Magnoliopsida, Sapindales, Anacardiaceae. Gene Ontology annotation, biological process: defense response to other organism. The coding region runs from base 1 to 2514 and encodes 837 amino acids. The record is from RefSeq and is a predicted model, not a curated record. Gene Ontology annotation, molecular function: ADP binding. The transcript has 2 exons.